Messenger RNA from Oppiella nova, 606 nucleotides. Lineage: Eukaryota; Metazoa; Arthropoda; Arachnida; Sarcoptiformes; Oppiidae. The record is from the annotation of a GenBank genome assembly.
CAGUUUGCUUGUGGCAAAUAUAUUGAGUCCACUGUCAUACCGGAGCACAAGUCAUCCCAAUCCACGUUUGAUGAACUUCAGGAUGAGUUGAAUCGCAAACUUAGAGUGCUCAUCGAAGAAAAGUCUCCAAACUUUGAGAAAAGAUCUUUUGUCAACAAAUUGAAAGACCUGUAUAUCAGUUCCCAUAUUGAGGCCAAAGGUGAUGAGCCACUACUGGAUCUGAUGGAUAAGUUUGGUGGUUGGCCUGUACUGGAGUCCUCGCAGUGGAAUGAAUCCAAUUUCAAUUGGUUUGAAUCAUACAUCAAAUUAAGACAAAUAGGAGUCGUCGACAAUAUGCUAAUCAGUAUAUUCGUUGACAUCGACGACAAGAACAGUUCAAAACGUGUUUUAUAUUUAGAUCAGCCAUCGUUGGGUCUCUUUGAUAGGGAUCUACUCAUGAAAGGUAUGAACGACUCGUCGGUCGCCGCUUAUUAUGAUCUGAUGGUGAAAAGCGCGGUACUAUUGGGUGGCCAACAGAAUACGGCUAAAAAGCAAAUGAUGGAAGUCUUGGAGUUUGAGACACUUCUGGCAAAUGUAUUCAUUGAAAUGUUUGAGUUUGUGACUUAA